AUGGAUGUCCGUUUAAGGAAUGAGACGGUCAGGCCUGUGUGGCCAUUCUCUUUAAAUGGCUCGCCAGCAGCAUACCCAUCAGAACAACUGAAAGACAUUAUCGUCUGGGAUUCUUUAUUUGACACACUGACCUUCGCCCUGGACGUCUGGCUCUGUCUGUUCAUCUGCCUGUUUGGUGUAGUGACCAACGUCCUCAGCAUCCGGGUCUUUCUCAAGAUGGGCUUCAAGGACACCGUCAACGUUACUAUGACGACUAUCGCUUUUUGGGAUCUGGUCAGAGUUUUAGCCGGAGGACUAAACCGGAUGUACGGCCCCAUCGGUUUGUUUUCUCCGGCGUUAGGCAAGUCCUGGCAGAACAUCGGCACGACAAGCCUGACAUAUCUUCAGAUCAUUUCCGGCAACGUCUCCUUCGUCCUGGGGGGGGGGGGGUAUGUGGCGGUAGAGAGGUGUCUGUGUGUCAUAGCGCCUUUUAAAGUCAAAAGUUUGGUGACUAAAGAGAGAGCAAUCAUGGCCUGUAUCAUCCUAUCACUUGUUGUCUUUGGAACUUUAUCAACAUCUUUCUUUAUUUUUGAGUGCAAAUGGAUUUAUAUUAAGGACUUGAACACGACAAUAGCAGUCUACGAUUACUCGGGCAUAUACAAAAGAUACCUCGGCCCAAGCUAUUGGAGUGCAGUCAAAUCUUUGAACACGGCAUAUCCCAUAAUUGUUUUUUUCAUUAUAGUCAUUAGCACCGUCAUAAUCGCCUACCAGCUUAACUCGUCCUACAGCUUUAAGAAACAAAAUUUAACCGCUAAGUCCGGCUCACUGACAACCCCCCAAGAGGCCAAACAGACUUGUAAAGAGAAACAAGUGGUCAGGAUGCUGUUGGUUGUCAUAGCUGUUUACAUCAUCAAUUUGGCCCCAAGAGUGGCCCAGUACCUGGCCAUGAUGAUUCAACCAGAGUAUAACGUGCUAAAAUUUUACAAUAAUCUGUAUUGGACAAAUAUUUACAUUAUUUCGACCAUUGAUUUCAUCAACGCCUCGAUACAUUUAUUUAUAUUUUAUAAUAUGAGUUCAAAGUUUAAAGUAACUUUUCUGAAAUUGUUGUCAAACAAAGCAUAA
This is a messenger RNA of Physella acuta, 1101 nucleotides long. RefSeq lists its product as uncharacterized. Gene Ontology annotation, cellular component: plasma membrane. Gene Ontology annotation, biological process: G protein-coupled receptor signaling pathway. Gene Ontology annotation, molecular function: G protein-coupled peptide receptor activity. The record is from RefSeq and is a predicted model, not a curated record. NCBI's taxonomy places the organism in Eukaryota, Metazoa, Mollusca, Gastropoda, Physidae.